Messenger RNA from Lodderomyces elongisporus, 699 nucleotides. RefSeq lists its product as uncharacterized. The transcript has a single exon. Gene Ontology annotation, cellular component: SAGA complex; nucleus; transcription factor TFIID complex. Gene Ontology annotation, biological process: transcription initiation at RNA polymerase II promoter. The record is from RefSeq and is a predicted model, not a curated record. Gene Ontology annotation, molecular function: RNA polymerase II general transcription initiation factor activity; promoter-specific chromatin binding. NCBI's taxonomy places the organism in Eukaryota, Fungi, Ascomycota, Pichiomycetes, Serinales, Debaryomycetaceae. Bases 1 to 699 code for a protein of 232 amino acids.
AUGAACACGGAUAUUAUCGACGAAGAAGAAUUCAAUGAUAUUGACGAAAAUAUCAAACAAGAUAUACCUGUUGAAUUACCAGCACCAGUUGCAUCGGAAACUACUCAGAGUGAACAACAAAGCCGUAUCCUGAAGGAGGAACGAAGCAAACAAAAGCAACAGAGUUUAUCUGCAGCGGCAGCAGCUGCUGCUGCUUCAGCAUCCUCGCUAAUACCAGAUCUUCCAGAGUUAACGAGGAAAGACAAGACUUUAAAGGAAGUGCUAGAUAUGAUGGAUGAUGAGUUUGCUCCAAUCAUUCCUGAUGCGGUUACAGAUUAUUACUUGGCCAAAAAUGGUUUUGAAUCAUCAGAUGUAAAGAUCAAAAGGUUGAUUGCGUUGGCAACUCAAAAGUUUAUUAGUGAUAUUGCUCAAGAUGCUUAUGAGUACAGUAGGAUUCGCAAUGCAAGCGCAGUAUAUAAUUCAUCGAAUCCACAAGUAAGAGCAAAGCAACUAUUACAGGGUCAACAGUAUGCCAACCAACAAACAUUAGCAGGAAACAACUCUGGUAAUCAGGAGAGUUCUGGCGACCAACAAGUAUCACAACAAACACACUCAACAGCAGGAAAUCAGCAGGGGAAAGUUGUACUUACAAUGGAGGAUUUGAGUAACGCUUUAAGCGAGUAUGGUAUGAAUACAUCUAGACCCGAAUUUUAUAGGUAA